Molecule: messenger RNA, 793 nt
Organism: Ricinus communis (castor bean)
Lineage: Eukaryota; Viridiplantae; Streptophyta; Magnoliopsida; Malpighiales; Euphorbiaceae
Product: ethylene-responsive transcription factor ERF023
Exons: 1
Coding region: 51-647 (198 amino acids)
Biological process (GO): regulation of DNA-templated transcription
Molecular function (GO): DNA binding; DNA-binding transcription factor activity
Source: RefSeq, a predicted model, not a curated record
GUCAUGACUUAUUAUGUACAAGGCCAAAAAGAAAAAGACUCCCAACGUAAAUGGAGCAACAACCAUACACUGAAGAUGACAUGACCACUACUACCUCUCCGCUUGAAAAUACUACAACUACGACUGCCGGAAUCCACCAGAACUCCGAUGUUACUCGAGGCGGUGGAACACGACAUCCGGUCUACCGAGGUGUUAGGAAGCGGCGGUGGGGGAAAUGGGUGUCUGAAAUUCGAGAACCGAGGAAAAAAUCAAGAAUUUGGCUAGGGUCAUUCCCCGUGCCAGAAAUGGCCGCAAAAGCAUAUGAUGUCGCCGCCUAUUGUCUUAAAGGCUGCAAAGCUCAGCUGAAUUUUCCUGACGAAGUUGAGGACUUACCACGGCCGUCCACAUGUACGGCUAGAGAUAUUCAAGCAGCAGCAGCACAGGCAGCGCAUUCGAUGAUUGCUGUUAAAUCUAGCAACAUAACAAAUAGCGACGAGGGAGACGGCGACGGGGAAGGCGAUCCUGAUGACUUCUGGGGUGAAAUUGAAUUGCCAGAAUUGAUGAAUAGCGGGUUCAAUUGUAGCUCUUGUGUAUGGACUUAUGCUACGUCCGGCGAAUCCACGUGGCAGGAUGGAGAGGCUACUCUGCAGUUCAUGGCAUGUCUCUAGUUUGCAUGAAUGGAGCAAUUUCAGGGCUUUUGGCAGGCAUGUAAAUUUUCAUAUGCAGUUUCAGGCGGUUCUAUAUGUACUUUUGCAGUAUCUGUUAAUCGUUGUUAUAUACUAAAAUAACAGUUUAAAACUUCGUCCUGUUAUUA